Messenger RNA from Chaetomium globosum CBS 148.51, 1365 nucleotides. RefSeq lists its product as uncharacterized. The transcript has 9 exons. NCBI's taxonomy places the organism in Eukaryota, Fungi, Ascomycota, Sordariomycetes, Sordariales, Chaetomiaceae. The record is from RefSeq and is a predicted model, not a curated record. Bases 1 to 1365 code for a protein of 454 amino acids.
AUGUCUGCCGACGCGAAAUGGUCCCACCACGAACAGGCCCUGCCGGAAGGGACCACCGUUUCGUCAACGGCGUUGGAUGACGCCGAGAAAGGCAUCUACGACAACACGGCGGCAUUACCGGUGAUUGCCUCACCGCCAGUGGCCUACAUCGAUGAGAAGAAGGCGUUAGAGGCAGUCUCAACGACCGAUGGCACGGUAACACCACCGAGUCCGCCGCCGGCAGCUGCCAAGAAACCCGCGAAGCCAAAGCCCAGCCGGUGGAUCUUGUUCCAGCUCUGGUUCAACACGUACCGCAAGUUCUUCACUUUUGUCACGGUGCUCAACCUCGUCGGUAUCGCCUUUGCAGCGGCGGACAAGUGGGAUUAUGCGAGAAACCACUUGGGCGCGUUGGUGCUCGGCAACCUGCUCAUGGCCGUGUUGAUGCGCAAUGAGCUGUUCUUGCGGUUCUUGUACCUGAUCUCGAUCUACGGGUUACGAAGUUGGGCACCGGUAUGCAUCAAGAUCGGGGUGACGUCAAUUCUGCAACAUGUUGGAGGCAUCCACUCCGGCUGUGCCCUCUCCGGCGCUGCCUGGCUCAUCUACAAGAUUGUCGACAUCAUCCGGUACCGUGCUAUGCAGCACAGCUCGGUCAUUGCAAGUGGCAUCAUUACGAACGUCGCUGUUAUCAUAUCUGUUCUGAGCGCGGUUCCCUGGAUUCGCAAAGACACCAUCGCUUCAUUGGGUGGCUUGGUAUCGCGCGUCCUCAUCCCCUGGGUCACUCUCCGCGAGGUCCCCGUCGAAGUCGAGAUCCCGUCGCCCAAAGUCGCCAUCCUCAAGUUCCAGCGCGGGAUGCAGCAAGGGCUGCUGGGGCGCAUCAGCCGCACGUCCAUCAUGGAGUACCACGCGUUCGGCAUCAUCAGCGAGGGCCGAAAGUCCGGCUGCCACUACAUGAUCUGCGGGGUGCAGGGCGACUUCACCAAGGACCUGGUCGCGGACCCGCCCAAGACGCCGGCGUUGGGCACGCCUCGGCCCAUGUUUAAGCGAGGAAUCCGCAUCUGCACCGGAACGGGCAUCGGUGCGGCCCUGUCCACUUGCAUUCAGAGCCCGGAUUGGUUCCUCAUCUGGAUAGGAUCCGACCAAGAAAAGACAUUCGGACCGACCAUCACCGGGCUCAUCUACAACAACAUCCCGCCCGAGCGCAUGAUCCUCUGGGACUCGAAAAAACGAGGGGGACGGCCCGACAGCGUAAAGCUGCUCAAGGAGGUGUGGGACAGCUUCGGCGCCGAGGUCAUCUUCAUCACAAGCAACAUGCAGGGCAACGACGAGAUGAUGCAAGGUUGCCGCGCAGCCGGGUUGCAUGCCUUUGGCACCCUGUGGGAUUUCUAG